GUGAAUAUGUACUUACUUUCCCCAUACGUGCAUCUCUGUUUAACUUAGGUGCUUAAGGUUCCAAGUAUAGAUAAAAAAGAAAAAGGAAUUUCGGGGGUCCCCGGUGUGCUAAAAAUAAACUUUUACGUUCGCCAUCUUUCGUUUGUUCUCGAUUAACGACCUUCGUCUUAAUACCAAACGCGAUUAUGUAUAUUGUUAUUAAUAAUUUCCCCGAACCGCAAAUCUAGUCGCGCCUUUGUCUAUAAACAAUUCAUUACGCGCGCAAUGAUGAACGAAAACAAUAAACAAUUGUGUGUCUUGUGCCAGAAUUGCCAGAGUUCGAACAACGAGGGCUCAGCAUCAGAAACUUCGGAAUCGUGCGUGUCAAAAUGCCAACAGUGGUUGGAAAGUUGCAGUUUAAAUGACGAGACACGUUCCGAAUCGUCGUGUGGAUUAAGUUCGAGCAUUUUUGAAAGGGCGGAUACCGCGGAUGGCGACUUUUAUCAAAAUGGGAUCAUUUACGACCGUGGAGUACUUGCUUUGUCUGAUUUGCAAAAAUUAGCGAAACAGUCUCUCCCGCAAUCUCGCCCUUCAAAGGACUAUAGCCAGGUUAUGAUGUAUAAAUGUAAGAAAGUUCUCGUAGGAGACGUGAUCAAAGUGGAUGGGCCAAUCUACAUCAACCAGAGUGCCGCUAGUCCAAUUCAAGAAAUCGUCACAAACAAACUUUUUGUGAAUGAAGUUGCCAAAAGGGAGGAAUACAAAGCGCUGAAUGUUGUAAAGCGGGAAAAUUGGUGCAUGCGAGAUCCUAUUGAAAGUCACGAAUAUUUAAAGGAACCUGCUAAAUUUGUUGUGAUUUUGGAUACUCAGACGUUGUGUUCCUUUACAAGGGAAGGAAAUGUGAUGUUAGCACAGCAACUGCAAGAUAUACAUAUUGAUGAAAAAAGGUGGAAUGACAUCGCGUACAACUUUCUCAUAGGGUGCGACUCGCGCGUCUACGAAGGAAGGGGUUGGGGAACAAUUGGGGCUCACACAGGGGGGUAUAAUUCAAAAGCUGUUGGAAUAGCUUUCAUAGGUACUUUCGACAAUAACCUACCGACACCAUCAGUUCUGGAUCAAGGAAAAUCGUUAAUCAAAUACGGCGUCGACAUUGGUGUCAUUGAUCCAGAUUACAAGUUAUACGCUCACCGUCAAAUUAGGCCCCAAUCGGUAUACCCAGGGGAGCAAUUAUUUAAGGAGAUACAAUUCUGGGACCAUUGGUGCGAUCACUCACGCAAAUAAUAAUAAUCAUCUACUGUAUUUAUUAUCAUUCAGUCGACAUUUUUACAUUAUAUAGCCCGUACUCCCCCUUGAAAAAAUGGAUGCGAAAGCAAAAAUUCCUUAUGUACCUACUGGUAAUAUGUGCAUGUCUAUGACGUCAAUAAAAAUACGCAAUUAUCUGACCCAUCGAAAGGUGUCUACGAUCUACACCCUGUAACCUUAAGUUAACCCUAAAUUAAUGCUUCGUUUAUUAUAACCUAAGUUACGAGUAGUUUUUUAUUAUUAAACCUCACGAAAUUGAAAAGGAGAUUACAAACGUAAAGAAACCUUAUGCUAGUGCGAGUUGAGUAUUUAAAUGAUUUGUCAUUGUAAGAUAAAGCGAUUGGGUCAGAUUUUACUAUGAGGAUAUCUAUAAAUACAAGUGUAAAUAGUGGGAAAGGAGCAUUGGUUCAACGUCGUCACGUAGUGCAAAAUCUAUGCUGGUCGUUUCAAAAAUGGCGCCGUCCAAUCUUCAACCAAUCGGUCCAUUGGGUGGUUCCUGAAGAAAGAAAUUAAGCCACGAGCGAGAAAUCAUUUCCUAAGAGCCACCGUCAAGCUGUGGACGUAUAUUUUCGCAGAAAUUUUAAGAAUGAAAGCAAGAUCAAAAAUAUCCACUGCCGAACAUAACCGUGUUACCGGAUUUACAGUGGUGGUCGGCAACAAAACUGUAUUUAUAUACUAUUUACAACACCAUAAUAUUUACACGAUAAAUGGGGUGCCCAUUAUGUA
Messenger RNA from Photinus pyralis (common eastern firefly), 2004 nucleotides. RefSeq names its product peptidoglycan-recognition protein LE-like. The record is from RefSeq and is a predicted model, not a curated record. The coding region runs from base 265 to 1257 and encodes 330 amino acids. Gene Ontology annotation, biological process: peptidoglycan catabolic process. The transcript is spliced from 4 exons. Gene Ontology annotation, molecular function: zinc ion binding; N-acetylmuramoyl-L-alanine amidase activity. Lineage: Eukaryota; Metazoa; Arthropoda; Insecta; Coleoptera; Lampyridae.